CGCGUGCGCCCCCUGCGGGAGUGGGCAGGUGGCCCCUUUUGUUUGGCGGGGUUGACGGAGCUCCCGGUUGUCCCACAGCGACGGUGAUGGAGGCGCAGAGGCCGCUCGAAGGCUCGGGGCUGUCGUCCGAGUACUUUCAGAAUUGGUACGGGAGCUCCGACCCGCUGGCGGCCCGACUCUGGCAGGCCCAGGCCCAGGCCCAGGCAGCCACAGGGCCCGAUCCCUACAGCCUGGAGGAGGCCGCAGCUCCUCCAAAAGAGGCCGGACAGGCAGCUCCAAAACGUAAAAGAGGAAGACCUCCAGGACCACAAAAAACUAAGACUGAGAAAAAUAAGUCUGAGGGAGCAAGCAGCAAACGAGGCAAAACAGGUGGAAAUACGGCGGGCAAGCAAGAAAAGAUCACUGAUGCUUUUAAAGUCACGAAAAGAAAAAUCGAUCGAUUCAAUGGAACAACCGAAGCUGAGCUUUUAACAAAAACCUUACCAGAUAUAUUGACCUACGGUUUAGACAUUGUGAUUAUUGGAAUUAACCCGGGGCUGAUGGCAGCAUACAAAGGACAUCAUUACCCAGGACCAGGAAAUCAUUUUUGGAAAUGCUUGUUUUUGUCUGGUCUUAUUGACAAGCCAUUAAAUCAUUUGGAUGAUGCUUCUUUACCAGAAAAAUAUGGAAUAGGUUUCACAAACAUGGUGGAGAGAACUACUCCAGGAAGCAAGGACCUCAAAAGUAAAGAGAUUCGUGAAGGAGGAAAAAUACUUUUGCAAAAGCUACAGAAGUUUAAGCCACGGAUUGCAGUAUUUAAUGGGAAAUGCAUCUAUGAAAUAUUUAGCAAGGAGGUUUUUGGAGUUAAAGUCAAGAAAUUGGAGUUUGGGCAGCAACCACACAAGAUCCCUGAAGGAGAAACCGUGGUCUAUGUCAUGCCUUCUUCCAGUGCAAGGUGUGCGCAGUUUCCUCGGGCCCAGGACAAGGUACAUUAUUAUAUCAAGCUAAAGGAACUACGAAAUCACUUGAAGGGCAUUAAAGCUCCAACAGAGGUCACUGAAGUAGAAUACUCAUUUGACUUGCAAAAAGCUCAAGCGGAAGCCAAGAAAAUGGCAAUUAAAGAGGAAAAGUAUGACCCUGGAUAUGAAGCUGCUUAUGGUGGUUCAUACAUUGAAAAAUCCACUGAAAUCAAUGGGCAGUGCAAUUUUGCUACAACAGAACCAGCUGUGACCAGCAACUCUGAGUUCAACACGGGAUCAACAUUUUGCCAAGUUCCUGAUGGCCAGUGGAUGACCCAAUCAUUUGCUGAUCAGAUUCCUUCAAUCAAUAAUUACUGCACAGAGUCUCAAGAAGGAAAUAACACAUAAUGAAUUGAUUGGUUUGCAUAACUUGAUGUUACUGCAGUUUUAAUGCAGUCUUAAAAGUACUGUACCUCAGUUUUUGAACUGAAGAGGUUUUAUCUUUUUACCUAUUGCUUUCUAGAAUUAUGUGUAAUCUUACUGAUGUAGUAAAGAUCAGAAAGUUGAAUUCUUAAACUUUUAGAGUGAAGCUUUGCCCAAAAUAUUUAUAGAUGAAAGGAGAAACCAUAUAUGGUUUGUUUUGUUUUUAACGUAAUAUGAUCAGGUGCUCAGUUUAUUCCAAGAAUUAAGUUGGGGUUUCUUACUAGUACAGAUUCGCUUUUGCUCAAGUAUUACAAUUAUGAGGCUGUUGAGCCAUCCAGAAAUUUCUUCUGUUAGUGUUAGCAGCAAGUCAGAAUGCAGUGAAGCCUUCAUCAAUUUUGGUCACAAUAGUGGUGGGAGUUCUACUUAAAUCAUAAUGUCCUCCAUUUAAACUGGAUUGUAACAGUGCUGCUUAACGUCUUGCUUAUUUGAAAUUCUUAUAAUAUUUGCAUUUCUCAGGAUGUGUGCACAUCAAGUACUAUUAAUAGCAGUUUCACUUUCAGGUCAGUUCAGACUACCUUAAUUUUAUGUUUAUUUGACCAAAGGGGUGCAUUUGUUUUAAAAAAGAAGCAUACGUUAAAUACGGGUCCAGGUGUCCAUUUGCUUAUGCAAAUUCAACAAUAAAAUCAGAGCAGUUUCAAUUCAUUAUUUUAAGUUCAUUUUAAAACGUUAGUGUUCGGGGCAUGUUGCUUCUCCUUAGAAAAUUGAAACUCUUGAGCAAGAUGAAUUUUUCAUGGACUCAGCUUUUGUGUCUUUAAGGAUGAGAAGGUGCUAUGGAUUUGCAAAAAUAAUGAGCUUAACAAAUCAUGUUUUACAUUUGAGCAGAUGUUCUUUAAUACUUUAAAUCUUCUUUGUAACUCAAUGUUGCUAAUUUAAUUUAUAUUUUAGCAAUAAAUUCCCCUUGUGUUUUUAUCAAUAUUGCUUAUUAAAAAUUGAUUCUUUCUUCUUUUGCACAAAUCCAUUUUGAAUUAUUAGGAGUAGACUAUAGUUUGUCAAGUUGACAGUAGUGCACAAGAAAAGCCAGAGGAUAAGUUCCCUGCCAAAUGUUUUUGUUAAAAAUUGGAGCAAUGCUGUAGUUGCCUUUAGUGUUUGAGGUUUUAAUGUUUUUUCUAGUAUGAACUGUGGGGGUGGGGCAGGACAGGGGGUUUGAAAAAAAGGCUUUCAAUUGAAAAUUGUCUGAUAAUUAAAUGGAGCAUUCACAAUUCUGGUAUUUCAAAGCAAUUUUCCCUUCAAGCUAAACUUGUGUAAUCAUUUUCUUUUGACUUGAUUCAAAUUUCAAUAAAGAAAAAGCAACUGAAGUCCUUCGCUGGGCAUUUGCACUUAAGUCUAGAGCAAUAUAACUCACUCAACCUGUUUUUAAUCCUUACUCUCAACAGAAAUUGCAAGUGCAAGAGUUUAAAUCCUGACAGUAGUGUAGACUGAAGCAGAUUGACAGAUAGUGACAUGGCCAGUUAAUAAUAUUCUUGCGCCAACAAGAUGAGGGCUUUGCUGAAAUCCACAAUUCGUGGUGUGGUCUUUUAAACCCAGCCACUUUUUUGCUGUUGCCAACUGCUUUCAAUGCCCAGUAUGGGGUUCACUCAGCACAUUGGCUAUGGAUGAGUAGGAAAGCUGAAUGAAACUUUUUUUGCAGAUUCUAUCAGGUGACUACAGGCAGCAGCAAAAGCCUCCAGAAGAAACCUAUGGUUUGCUUCUGAUUGCGUCAUCAAUCACCAUCCCCUCUCACUCCACUAUCUGGCUAUGACACCUGUUAGGCUUGCAUUACCCUCUUCCGCUGGUAUGAAGUAUUGCCAGAUUUGUUCAGGGGUCUCGUCUGACUUGGGGGGGGGUGGUGGCGGGGGGCAGAAAAUAAACAAGUCCCAGCUCAUAUGCCAGUUCCAUAGUUACUUUUCUCCUUGUAUUAAAAUUUAGCUACUAAGUUUGAAAUAAAAAUUCACUCAACUGUGAGACUAUGUAAAUGCCUUAAAGGUUCAUUAAGGAAAUUAUUGUAACUAACCUGCAUGAUUGUUUUCAACAAAUAAUUUGUAAUACUGUCUCUAGUGACUUAAAGCUGUUUUACCAGAAAUUUUAAAGUUAACCAUGUCAUAUUAUCUAGUUUGUAAAAUGUGCCUGUGGGAUUAUAUACAAGUAAAUGUAUUCUCAUUUGAAGUGAAUGGGCAGCGACUGGAAACUUUUAAAAAUGUCAAAAUGAUAAUGUUUACAACUUGUAAAUUUGGUGCUCAAUCCUCUUGCAAGAGAGUGAUAGUUUUAAAAUCUGGAGAAAACAAUAAAAAUUACAAUGAA
Molecule: messenger RNA, 3698 nt
Organism: Chiloscyllium plagiosum (whitespotted bambooshark)
Lineage: Eukaryota; Metazoa; Chordata; Chondrichthyes; Orectolobiformes; Hemiscylliidae
Product: G/T mismatch-specific thymine DNA glycosylase-like
Biological process (GO): base-excision repair, AP site formation
Cellular component (GO): nucleus
Molecular function (GO): uracil DNA N-glycosylase activity; pyrimidine-specific mismatch base pair DNA N-glycosylase activity
Source: RefSeq, a predicted model, not a curated record